AUGUUGGCGUUGACGAUGUUGGCGAACGGAUCACGGGAGUCCUCGUCUACGCUUGUUUGUUUGCACGUGCCUAAAGUACAGACGAGCUUCAGACAGAAUGCAUCAUCAAUCGGGCGAUGGGGACGAUCGACAACGACGAACCCGGUAACCAUUCCAGGUAGUACGGCUGGUGUAACGACGGACGGAUACGGAUACACAUUGACUAGCAGUCCUAGUCCCCCGCACAGUCCUCCCAUCAAUAUGCCGCCUCCAAUACCACCUCGACCUGUGAUACGGCAGUCAAGUUUCACCAAGAUAGGAUAUAUGAUCAAUACAGCCGUUAACGGGACCAAAAAGCAAUUCAGCAGUGGCAGCAGCAGCAGCAGCAGUAGUAGCGGUAAUGGCGAAACAACGUGGUGCUUUUCACAGAUAAAGGGUGCCCUGGAUGAUGAUGUUACCGAGGCCGACAUCAUUUCCUGCGUCGAGUUUAAUCACGAUGGUGAACUUUUGGCCACCGGUGAUAAAGGUGGGCGGGUCGUCAUCUUUCAGAGAGAUCCUUCAUCGAAAGCGUCAACUCCAAGACGUGGGGAAUACAACGUUUAUUCAACCUUUCAAUCGCACGAACCAGAGUUCGACUACUUAAAAUCUUUAGAGAUCGAGGAGAAGAUUAAUAAAAUCAGGUGGCUAAAGCGAAAGAAUCAAUCGCACUUCCUUCUCUCAACCAACGACAAAACGAUCAAGCUAUGGAAAGUGUCGGAACGCGAUAAGCGGGUCGAAGGCUACAACACUCGAGAGGAUAAUGGAAGCAUUCGCGACCCGGCCUCGAUUAACGCGCUGCGAGUUCCGUCGAUCAAACCGAUGGAUCUGAUGGUGGAGGCGUCGCCGCGUCGUAUUUUCGCGAACGCGCAUACCUACCACAUCAAUUCGAUCUCGGUGAACUCGGACCAGGAAACGUACCUGUCGGCGGACGAUCUUCGGAUCAACUUGUGGCAUCUGGAAAUCACCGAUCAGAGCUUCAACAUUGUCGACAUUAAGCCGGCGAACAUGGAGGAGCUAACAGAGGUGAUUACGGCGGCAGAGUUUCAUCCAACCGAGUGCAACGUGUUCGUCUACUCGAGUAGUAAGGGUACUAUUCGGUUAUGUGAUAUGCGCUCUUCGGCACUAUGCGAUCGGCAUGCGAAGCUGUUCGAAGAGCCGGAGGAUGUUGAUAUCACCAACAAGAGCUUCUUCCGUGAGAUCAUAAGCUCGAUCAGCGAUGUGAAGCUGAGCAACUCGGGUCGGUAUAUGAUAUCGCGGGACUAUCUGAGUAUUAAGGUGUGGGAUUUGCAUAUGGAAACGAAACCGAUUGAAACGUAUCCGGUUCACGAAUACCUCCGUACGAAGCUGUGCUCACUGUAUGAAAACGAUUGCAUCUUCGACAAGUUUGAAUGCUGCUGGAACGGCAAUGAUUCGGCCAUUAUGACUGGAAGCUACAACAACUUCUUCCGCAUCUUCGAUCGGAAUUCAAACAAGGAUGUUACGCUUGAAGCUUCGCGGGACAUCAUCAAGCCGAAGACGGUGCUGAAGCCGCGCAAGGUCUGUACCGGUGGUAAGCGGAAAAAGGACGAAAUCAGUGUUGAUUGUUUGGCCUUCAACAAACGAAUCCUCCAUACCGCUUGGCAUCCGCUUGAAAACAUCAUAGCCGUGGCCGCCACCAAUAAUUUAUUCAUAUUCCAGGAUAAGUUUUAG
This is a messenger RNA of Anopheles nili, 1707 nucleotides long. RefSeq names its product protein phosphatase PP2A 55 kDa regulatory subunit (gene tws). Gene Ontology annotation, biological process: peptidyl-serine dephosphorylation. The record is from RefSeq and is a predicted model, not a curated record. NCBI's taxonomy places the organism in Eukaryota, Metazoa, Arthropoda, Insecta, Diptera, Culicidae. The coding region runs from base 1 to 1707 and encodes 568 amino acids. The transcript is spliced from 5 exons. Gene Ontology annotation, molecular function: protein phosphatase regulator activity; protein binding. Gene Ontology annotation, cellular component: protein phosphatase type 2A complex; cytosol.